Molecule: messenger RNA, 2561 nt
Organism: Drosophila kikkawai
Lineage: Eukaryota; Metazoa; Arthropoda; Insecta; Diptera; Drosophilidae
Source: RefSeq, a predicted model, not a curated record
AUGCCAAUGCAGUUGCUUCAUCCCAAGUUCCUAAAUGACAACUUCGGCGUCUGUGGUCGUCCCCGCGUCGGCUGGCAAAUCGAUGCAUUCGGUCAUUCCCGAGAGCAGGCCUCGAUGUUUGCCCAAAUGGGCUUCGAUGGCCAAUUCUUUGCCCGCAUGGACCAGAAUGACAAAAACAAGCGAGUGGACAACCUGGGACUUGAAAUGAUCUGGGAUGCCAGUGAGACUCUGAAGGAAAUGGAGUUCUUCACGGGAAUGCUCUACAACCAUUACUCGGCGCCUCCUGGCUUCUGCUUUGACUCGCUCUGCCAAGAUGAUCCCAUUAUUGAUGGAAAAAGCUACGACAAUAAUGUCAACUCUAGGAUCAAUGAUUUCAUCAACUACGCCACCAACCUGGCCAAGUAUUAUCGCUCGAGCCACAUAAUGGUGCCCAUGGGCGAUGACUUUCAGUACGAAAAUGCAUACAUGAACUACAAGAACAUGGACAAACUUAUCAAGUAUGUCAACGAACGCCAAGCAACCGGCUCCAAGUUUAAUAUCUUCUACUCGACGGCUGGUUGUUAUUUGAAUUCCCUACACAAGAAUCUUCAGAGCUGGCCAAACAAGACCCAGGACUUCCUACCCCAUUCCCACGAGGCAAAGAGCUUUUGGACCGGCUUCUUUACCUCCCGUCCUACCCAGAAAAGAUUCGAGCGCGACGGCAACCACAUGCUCCAAGUGGCCAAACAGCUGAGUGUCCUGGCUGAUCUAUCCAGUGAGCAGCAGACCAACGACUUGGAAUAUCUGCGUCAGAUCAUGGGAGUGAUGCAGCAUCAUGAUGCCAUUACUGGAACCGAGAAGCAAGAAGUCUCCAAUGACUACGAUCGACUACUGUACGAUGCCAUCUUGGGAGGAGCUAACACAGCCCGCGAUGCCCUCCGGGUUCUCACCAACCAGCCGAAUGGAGAGUUUGAAAGCUGUCUGAGGCUGAACAUCAGCGAGUGUGCCUUCACCAAGGACAGCGCUGAUAAUGUAGUUGUCACCCUUUACAACCCAUUGGCCCAUACUUCCACGCAAUAUGUGCGCGUUCCAGUGAAAAAUGAAAACUACGAGGUGACAAAUGAGAAGGGGCAAGUUGUGGCUUCUGAGGUGGUUCCAGUCCCCUGGCAGGUUCUGGCCCUGGAGCACCGUAGUAACGACACUCAGCAUGAGCUGGUCUUCAAAGCUUCCGUCAACAAGAUUGGCAGCUUCUACAUAAAAAAGGUUGAAAAGCAGCUGGGUCAAUCAAUGGAUGUCCCCAACCGCUUCAAAAAGAUUCACUCGUUGAAGAGCGAUGCUGGGACCCAUGAUGAUGGGGAGACGGUUGUGCAGACUUCGCUUAUCAAACUGGUGAUCGAUAACAACUCAGGACGUUUGAAGACCGUUGAGAUGAACGGGGUUUCCGAAAGAAUUGACCAGACCUUUGGAAUGUAUAAGACUGCCCGGUCUUGCCAUUACAUUUUUCGCCAAGAUGCCGACUUGGAACUCCUGGAAGAUGUUGUCGAGUUUUCCGUUUAUGAUGGAGCCUUAGUCAAGGAAAUCCACCAGAACUUUAAUGAGUUUGUGUCCCAGGUAAUUCGAAUCUAUGAAGACGUGAACCGCGUAGAGUUCGAGUGGUUGGUGGGUCCCAUCCCCAUAGAUGAUGAACUGGGCAAGGAGAUAGUCACCGUCUUCAAGAGUGGAAUCUCCAACGAUGGAGUCUUCUACACCGACUCAAAUGGCCGUGAAAUGAUCAGGCGCGAGAAAGACAAGCGCGAGGACUUUAGCCCCGAUCUGAGUGAACAGCCAGUGAGCGGAAACAUUUAUCCGGUGACCUCCCGGUUCGCUAUGCAAGACAGUAGCCGGCGAUUGGUCCUCCUCAACGAUCGCUCUCAGGGUGGAACCAGCUUGGAGAACGGACGUGUAGAGAUGAUGCUGCAUCGUCGUCAUAUUUUUGCCGAUGGCUCUGGUGCAGCCGAAGCCAUUAACGAACAGCAGUUCGGAAAGGGUCUCAUUGCCAGGGGAAAACUUUUCCUUUCCGUCAGCGCUGUCGAGGAAGGAGCCACUGCCGCCGAGCGUGUGGCCGAGAAGGAGAUUCACCUGCCUUUCUGGAAAUUCUUUAGCAAGGCCAGCGAAGUCUUCGAGGAAGUGUCCAAGUCGCUGCCCGAUUUUAACGACUUACCGGAAUCGGUUCACCUGCUCACCCUGGAACCCUACUCCGCGGAUGAGAUUCUGCUGCGAGUGGAGAACUUCCUAGAUCAGACGGAGGUCAGUACGGUUAGCUUCAACAUUCGUCAGAUCUUCGAUAGUCUGGGCGGUUUGGAAAUCAGGGAAACCACUUUGGACGGCAACCUUCCCCUGAGCGAUAUGAAGCGACUAAAGUUCCCCCACGAUGGUGCUGGACUCAUUUCCUCAACUCCGGAGUACUUCACGAGUCUGCACAAGCCUUUGGCGGCUAACAAAUCCCAGGAAGCAGCCGAGUUCAGCGUGACCUUGAAUCCCAUGCAGAUUCGAACUUUUAUCAUCAAGAAGGAAUUAGUUUAAUUCAAAACUGGCCAAAGGGA